UGGGCUCCCCGGCCUCGUGCAUGGACCUGGAGCUGUUCGGUGCCGAGGAUGAGCCCCUGGGGCCGCUGGACCGCGAUGAGGCCCUGCUGGGCUCCUACCCCGUCAGCGACGGCUGCCGCCUGCACUCAGCAGUGGGUCCUUUCUGUCACCUGGGUCACCUCCCUGUUACCUCCAUUGUCACCUCCAUUGUCACCUCUGUCACCCGUUGUACCUCUGUCACCUCCAUUGUCCUACCCCGCAACAGCUGCCGCCUGCACUCCUCUCAAUGUCCCCUCAAUGUCCCCACAGAGUCCAUGCGCUCGUUCCUGCGCCAGCGCUCGUGGGGCCGCUGGGAUCAGGAUCGGGAACGGGAACGGGAGCGGGAGCGGGAGCAGCGCCGGGCGCAGGAGGCGGCGGCGGCGGCGUCACUCCCGGUGGGCGCCCGGUGUGAGGUUCGGGUGCCGGGCCAGCCGUGCCGCCGGGCCACCAUCGCCUUCGUGGGUGCGUUUGUCACCCUUUUGUCACCCUUUGUCACCCACU
Malurus melanocephalus (red-backed fairy wren) is the source of this 519-nucleotide messenger RNA. Its product is annotated as tubulin-folding cofactor B-like. NCBI's taxonomy places the organism in Eukaryota, Metazoa, Chordata, Aves, Passeriformes, Maluridae. The record is from RefSeq and is a predicted model, not a curated record. The annotation marks the transcript as partial. The transcript has 3 exons. Gene Ontology annotation, molecular function: protein binding.